Molecule: messenger RNA, 2112 nt
Organism: Solanum verrucosum
Lineage: Eukaryota; Viridiplantae; Streptophyta; Magnoliopsida; Solanales; Solanaceae
Product: serine/threonine-protein phosphatase 7 long form homolog
Exons: 6
Coding region: 1-2112 (703 amino acids)
Biological process (GO): meristem development; meristem maintenance
Source: RefSeq, a predicted model, not a curated record
AUGGGUCAAAAAGCUUUGAAAGAGAAGUAUCUUUUUGUGAUUGAGUUAACGUUUUAUGUAUAUGUUGCUGGUGAAUCAUUUGUGCAAGGUUUUGCUCUUUAUUUUAAAAACAUUCAUUUGUGUGUAGGUAUUUCUUUUAUGGCUAGUAAUAAUACAUACCAACUGGAUCCCGGUCCACUUGAUCCGUCUGUAUUAACCGAACAGCUCACUCAUAGGUCACAAGAUAUAUGGAUAGGAAAUGAUGAUAUGAUUUUGAACACAAGGAAGUGUGAUGGAAAGUUUUGGGACCUCGUAAAUGAACAUCCCAUCCAUCCACGAGUCUUAGAUGUAAUUAGAUUAUCCGGAUUGUACGGUGUUUAUAGAUCUCACCGGCCUGUUGUAGAUCGUAGUUUAAUCACUUCACUAGUUGAGAGAUGGCGUCCUGAGACUCAUACCUUCCAUUUUAAGACAGGUAAGGCCACAAUCACCUUACAGGACGUGGAGAUAUUGUAUGGCUUACCCGUGAAAGGUAAUCCAGUACUUGGAUAUGAACCACAGAAGACCAUAGCGGAUUGUCAAAAUAUUUGUCAAAGACUACUAGGUUUUACUCCACAUACUCAAGACUUUAAACAUAGUAGUCUUAAGGUCUCCGCGCUUAAUGCACACUUGCGACUUCAACCACAACUGUCUGAUUUGGUAACACAAGAUAUGGUUAAUGAGAAGGCUAGGUGUUAUAUGUUUUGGAUGAUUGCUGGUUUAAUGUUGGCAGACACAUCUGGUGGUCUUUUAAAGCUUAUGUACUUGCCUAUGCUCGAAGACAUCACUGCAAUAGGGUCUUACAAUUGGGAUAGUGCAACCUUAGCAUGCUUAUAUCGCUUUAUUUGUAAAGCCUCCCAAAGUACCCAGAAUGAGAUUGCUAGAUUCCUACCACUACUUCAGAUUUGGGCAUGGGAGAGAGUUACUGUUCUCAGGCCUCAAAUAGUAGCACAAAAGGACACGAGAAAUAUUUUUCAUGUUGGUUUACCUAGGGGUCCACAUGCUGCUAGAUGGUUUGCACAUUUUAGUUGGACCAACACUACCAAGCAUGUGCUAAGAGUUUUUAGGGAUGCGCUUGAUUCAAUGACUAAAGAUCAGUUUAUUUGGGAACCAUAUUCUGCUGACUUGAUUAAGAGUCGUCCCGACUAUUGCCGCGUUGGAAGAGAUAUAUGGCGUGCUAGAGUUCCAAUUUUUUGUUGGGAUGUCGUGGAGGUUCAUUUGCCUGAUCGAGUUAUGAGGCAAUUUGGAUUGGUUCAGGAGAUACCAUCUCCAUUUCCAUUUGAUGCUACUCAUUUUCACCACGAUCGUCGAGGAAGGCCAAACACUAAUUGGGAGUUGGAGCAUGCACAAUGGUUACCUUUUUGGAACCAUAUUGACCAAUAUGUCUGUAAUGCACCAAUCAUUCAUGGAUCACUUAGGUAUGAUGAUCCCUACCUUAUUUGGUUCAGACGUAUUACUCGUUUUGUCAUUGGUAAUCCUACUUCGCGUCCUCAACAACUACAAGGUUAUGUGCCUAAUGCGACUGCUUAUGAAACAAUGGCUGAUAGGAUUAACGUACAAGCCAAUUAUAGAAGAGACGAGGUACAGUCUGAUCAUUUGCAUCCCCCUAUUCGUAGGCGAGGAAAAGGUGGUGUUGCGGGUAGAAGGAUGCGUGCUGUUGAGAGAGGUCGAGCGCCUAUUGAAAUGGGUGACGAGGAUCAAGCCACACAAGAUGUCCAAGCAGCACCGGAACAUGAACCAACAAAUACUAAAAUUGUUCCAUACAUGACACCACAGACUCCACAAAUAUCAAGAGCUCCAAGUAUUUCAUCACAUGAGAAUGCCUUUGGUAGUUAUCAACCUCAACAUUUUGAGAAUGCUCUAAACUUUACCUCAUCACCUGUAGAAGGUAAUGAGUUGAAUGAUUCCAACGAUGAAGUGAAUGGUGAUGAGAUGGAGGAUGCAAGCCAAGGUGGUGAACCUUCGGUGAAGAAGAAGCGUAUAAUUUUUCCUAAGCUUUGUGGGACAGGGAGUCACUAUCUUAACGAGCACGGCCAAAAGAAAAAAACAAAAGGUAAUAAAGUCUUUGUAGUAACAAAGAAGAAAAACAAAGGAUAA